Messenger RNA from Erpetoichthys calabaricus (reedfish), 3602 nucleotides. RefSeq names its product myosin VIIA and Rab interacting protein b (gene myripb). Gene Ontology annotation, biological process: intracellular protein transport. The record is from RefSeq and is a predicted model, not a curated record. Gene Ontology annotation, molecular function: small GTPase binding; myosin binding; actin binding. Gene Ontology annotation, cellular component: cortical actin cytoskeleton. Lineage: Eukaryota; Metazoa; Chordata; Cladistia; Polypteriformes; Polypteridae.
CAGAUUACAAGCAUCCAUGUCAGACUGUUGAGAGGGAGCAUACGUGCACAGACCCCCUGACUGGCCAGACCCUCCCUGGUUUGCCAGCUUCCCUUCUUUGGUGUGUACCAGGCUCACCUGCAGUUUGACAUGUUGCCCACUCCUGUGAAGAAUUACGAGUGCUGUUGAGAGCUAUCGCGCUCUAACGAGAGCCGCGGCAACACCUUUUCACCCGGAGUGAGAGCCAGAGGAGCAGGGCAGACAGAAGAGAACGCGUGGAAUGCAAGGGCUGCAGAGGCGCGCGCUGCAGGCUGAUUGGCUCAGGUGGACUAAGAGCUGGCAGCGCUCCGGCAUGUAGAGCCAGCGGCACGGCGCAACGCAGCUUUUUUUUCCCCCGUACUGCCUCGGAAGCGCGUCCUGCCUAGCUUACCAGAAACGCCACCUUUCCGUUUUUAAUUGUUCGACGGUGCCGAGGGGGAGUAUUCCUUGUCUGCUGUAUGCCAUUCACGGCAUGGACCUCGUUUUGUGCUACGCAAAUCGCGUGACUGACUGACUGGCUGGCUGGCUGACUUUCUCUUGAUGCGGAGCACAGCUGCAGUAUAAUUUGUCGGAUGUGAGCCUGGUGAUUUAUCGAUACAGGACAACAGAACCAAGUGCAAUGGUAGCAGAUUUAUUUUUAUAAACUUUGGCAUCUCCAAGAGGAAGAGGUGUGUACCUAGCCGCGCUGCCAUUCUUUCGAGCCUGCCGCUGAUUGUUAACCUGAUCUAUGUCUAAUUGUGAAGACUGAACAAGACUGAAGGUUUUUGUCAUGAUGGGGAGGAAGCUGGAUCUUUCUGGCUUGACUGGAGAUGAAGCUGAUCAUGUGCUCCAAGUUGUACAGAGAGAUAUAAACCUACGUAAAAAAGAAAAGGAGCGUCUGAGUGAGAUGAAACAGGCACUCGAAGAAGAAGGCAGCAAAUGCUCAAUCCUCUCCAAACAGACCAAGUUUAAUGAGCGAUGCUGCAUUCGCUGCUGCUCCCCAUUCACAUUUUUAAUUAACACCAAACGACAGUGCUUGGACUGCAAAUUCAAUGUCUGCAAGGGCUGCAGCAGCUACAGCAAGAAGGAAAAGGCAUGGAUCUGCACAGUGUGCCAAAAAAGCAGACUCCUGAGAACGCAGUCUUUGGAAUGGUAUUAUAAUAAUGUGAAAAGUCGAUUCAAAAGGUUUGGAAGUGCAAAAGUGUUGAAGACAUUAUACAAAAAGUAUCUGUCUGAAAGAGGAAUUUUGUCAGAUGUUACAGAAAACAGUGUAUAUGAAGGCAGUAUUGAUGGAAGUAUUUGUGGGAGUGACUCUACAUUCUAUAAGCAAUCUGAAGGUCAUAGCAUGGCAGAAACUCUUACAGUAGCACUUCGCGUAGCAGAAGAAGCUGUUGAAGAAGCCAUCUCUAAAGCGGAAGCUUAUAGUGAUAGUUUGGAGAAGCAAAACGAAGCCUAUUACUUAAGAGAAAACAAAGAAGAACUAAUUGAAGAGCUUGCCACAACAAUUGUGCAAAAAAUAAUAAAGAGAAGAAAGUUCCCAGAGAUGCAGUCUGAAUAUGAUCUAGCAAUUCCACAGUCAGAAAGCAGCAAGAUGACUUCACCUUGUGUCUCAGAGCACAGCACUCUAACUUCUCAGGCCAGUUGCAAGGGAUCAUAUACUUUAUGGAGAUCUCAGUCUGCUUUCUCACUUGCAAGUGAUGAACGUUUAGAGAGGCAAUUGGACUCAAACUGGAGAUCUGCAGCUGUUGAAACUCAAUGGCGAAGACAAGAAGGCUUUCCUAACUUGAAGAAGGAAUCUAGACCCUCUUCCAUGCCUAGCUGGAGAAGCAUGGAUAUGUUAGAUAAUUCUAGUUCAUCUUCUGUAUUACAAAGUCCAGAUGGUAACUGGAUUGCUUUACAAAGUACAAUACUUUCUCGCCCAAGUUUACUCGCCAAGCCAAAAAGCCAGCUCUAUGCAGCUCUUGAAAAGGAGACAGACAUUAUCUCUGCAUAUGAUGAAAUGGGUACUGACACAGAUGAUGAAUAUGAUGGAAACUAUUCCCUAACUGAGCAAAAAAGAUCACCACGGAGGCUGUCUGAAGAAAGCUGCUACACUGAUUCCCAGCAUGACCCAGAAUGGACAUAUACAAAGCAUUGGCCAGUUACCUCACCAUCUUCAGGGCGGUUUACCAAUACAGAGACUGUAGGUUCAGAUUCUGAAACCUCAUCUUUGCAUUCUCUGAGGAAUCACUCACCAUAUUCUCAUAAAGAUCCAGUCCUGAAAAGGAAGAGCCCAUGUCUUGCUGAAUCUAUGGACAUUAAUUUCAAUCCACAAGUGAGGAAUUUAGGAACUGCUGACAGCAGUGAAACUGAAGAGAUUCAAAGUGAUUCUGUGCGCAAAGCACGUUGUAGAAGAAGUGUAUGUAUUUAUAUAUAUUUUAUUUUCCAACAGAAAUAUUCUGCUGCAUCCCUCUGCAGUAUUACAGCAGAAGUGCUUAAGGUAAUUAAUGCUACAGAAGAUCUCAUUGAAGAAGCUGAUGGUAACAGUGAAUUCUCCACAGAGCUACAAAAAAGUCAACUAAUUCCUGAAGGAACAGACACAGGAAAACUUGAUGAACAUCUUACCAAGCUAGAGGAAAAUGUUUAUUUAACUGCUAGCACUGUGUAUGGUCUUGAAGGACAUUUGGGAGAACUAGAAGAAUGUGCCCGAAGCAUCAAUACAAUUACCACUGAAAAUGAGCUUGCACAUCUUGAAGAUCAAGUAGCAACUGCUGCAGCUAAAGUUCAUCAAGCGGAGAUACAGCUUUCUGAUAUUGAGCAAAGGAUCUCUGCCCUAAAAAUUGCUGGCUUAAAUGUAACCCCAUGCAUGAGAUUCACAAAGUUAAAAGAACAAAGGCUUUCUCGUCAGACCAUUGACACUUCACGAAACCAGAGAAGGAAACUUCCAGCCAUUCCAGUGCAAGAGAGCAAGAUCUGUCAUGAUGGAGUCUCCACAGUAACCUUCAACAGAAACCCAAUAUUUCACUCUUCAUUAGAGAGAAGAAGCUGCAGUGAAGACAAAAGCAUACCCAAAGACAAAAGCACACCGAAGUUUGAUGUGAGCACCAGUUUAAUGUAUUGAGGCAUGCAAAGUGGUAUAAACAGCACACUGCCUAUGGCGGAAUACAACAGUGCCUUUCAUUAGCAGUCACUCGGCUUUGAGAAGAGCUGGAUGAACAACAGUCCCAGAGUGAUCAUGUUAAUGAGUUCUAUUUUGAUACCUCCACUGGGUUUCGUCUUCGGCUAGAUACAGUAUAUUUCACUUGGGAGAUGAAAAUUUUUGCCUUAAUACUAAUAACACAAAAGAAAACAGGUAGUUGUAUACAUUGUUCAAAAAGGGUUUUCUUUGUUUCAUGUAUUAUGCAAGGUUGUCAAUAAUUUUAACAAGAUGAUUAGAAAUGUUACAGCAGAAUUAGAUGAUAUUGUAUGUGUCUAAAUAGUAACUGUUAAAUUGCUAUAAAGUGCAACUUGGCCAUACAAUGCCAUAAGAGAACUAAACAUAUUAUAAACAAUCCUAAUUGUUUUUGUUUUUUGUCAAGUAAUUCUUAUUUUUUUUAAUUGAUAAAAUAUUUUGUACUUUUUUUUUU